GCGCUUGCAGCCUCCCGGGCUGCCGGGAGGCCGCUGGGCCCACGUUCUGACAGAAAACGCGGGCCUCUUGGUGCAGCGACGCAGCUCCCUAGCUCUAGAAGUUUCCACGUGACCUAUGCGCGCGUUCUGUUCACUCUGAGCCGAGAGAGAAGAGAUUGUGAUGGCGAGUCACGUUGUAAAACCGGACACUAGAAAUUGCAAGAGACCAAGAGAGCUGGAGCCUCAAAUGCCACAUAGUCCACAUCUGUCCUCUCUUGGAAAAUCAGAUUCCUCUUUCUCUGAACACUCUGGACUAUUUUAUAAAGAUGAAUCCCUGGAGAAAGGUUUGAAUGAUACGAGCAAUGAAAUUAAUCUACUGUUGUCUACAUAUGCAAAGAUCUUAAGUGAGAGAGCAGCAGUAGAUGCGUCUUAUAUUGAUGCGAUAGAUGGACUCUUCAAAGAAGCCAAUACUAUUGAAAACUUUCUAAUACAAAAAAGAGAGUUCCUGAGACAGAGAUUUACAGUGAUUGCAAACACACUGCACAGAUAAGAUUGUGUAUUUAAAAUAAGAUGAAAAUUUAAGCCCAUUAUUGUUGUGUUAAAAGAAUGACAUUUAUGCUUUGAAAGUUCUCUAGUUAUUAAAGAAAAUAAAAGUGUAAAUUAAUUUAAAUUAUAUGUAGGGUUUUUUUUUUUCUUAAACUUCCUAGCCUUUCUUAAAUUUCUAAAAGAGGACUCAAUGAGUUAAUUUGAUAAUGUGUAACAAUAUUGCACUUUUUCUUUUGGAAUACUCUGUCUAAAUAGCAGAUAGGUAGCUAUGGAGAUAGUUUUAAAAUGUUUUUCAUGGUCAGUAUCAUAAAAAAAACUAAAACCUAAAGAUAAUUUGUCUAGUGUCACAAUAUGUAGUAAAAUAUAGCUAGGCUAUUGCUAUUUAUGUUACCAUUUGAUUAUUUUCACUAUUAGUUACAGCAUAUGACUAAUAAAAAUUCUUGGUUUAAAAUUAUUUUCUUGUGGUAAAAGUGAUAAAAUAAAAACAAGAAAUUACUAACCAGAA
Messenger RNA from Suricata suricatta (meerkat), 1030 nucleotides. RefSeq names its product testis expressed 12 (gene TEX12). The record is from RefSeq and is a predicted model, not a curated record. Lineage: Eukaryota; Metazoa; Chordata; Mammalia; Carnivora; Herpestidae. The transcript is spliced from 5 exons. Gene Ontology annotation, cellular component: central element. The coding region runs from base 161 to 529 and encodes 122 amino acids. Gene Ontology annotation, biological process: synaptonemal complex assembly.